Haplochromis burtoni (Burton's mouthbrooder) is the source of this 4285-nucleotide messenger RNA. It is a transcript of the gene dnajb2, whose product is annotated as DnaJ heat shock protein family (Hsp40) member B2. The transcript has 9 exons. NCBI's taxonomy places the organism in Eukaryota, Metazoa, Chordata, Actinopteri, Cichliformes, Cichlidae. The coding region runs from base 1531 to 2763 and encodes 410 amino acids. Gene Ontology annotation, molecular function: Hsp70 protein binding. The record is from RefSeq and is a predicted model, not a curated record.
AUACCGGUAUUUAUUUUUAACAAGUUUCGGGCUUUCAAAGUGGAAGAAGAUAUUUUAUCAGCAUUAUGGUGAGAGGUAGUAUUAGCAAAUCCAGAGACAUCUGAAACGCUGUUUUGACACAUUACAUAAUUUAUCAUAUACUUCUUUUUAAACUUGAUAUACACAAUCCUGUUUUUGUUUUUCUUCCCAUGUUUCUGGGUGGCUCCACUUCACUUUUAGAAAAGAAAUUCCAGGCUCUGUUCAGUUUCCUGCUUCUCUUCAUGCCAAGCUGAGUGACCAGUAGGGGUUUACGAUUUACUCCUGCUUCCUGUACUUUUUCCUUAGGCCAGCAGGUGAAAACAAAGGGACACGGGUAAAAAGUCGAGGUUGGUGUAGGUGAAAUUGUCUGCCCUUCAAGUUUUUAUGUCCUCCGAUCAACAUAAUAGUCUUAUAUUGGACCAAAUUAUUUUCCUGUGUAAUUUAUUCUCCUAAACAAAUUGAUUUGAUGUGAAGUCGAGCCCACUUCAAUUACGAUCCAAGGUCCCCCAUCAAAGAUCAGAUUACCAAAAACCAGACAUCAGAUUAACAAAUAACUUAAAUUACAAAAUUAAUCUAAUUUAUUCAUUAAACUAUUUUAAAUGCCAAUAUCAAGUCCUAAAAGUUUCAUAUAUUUUUUCACUCUUAUUUACAAUAUUCACUUAAAAAAAUAUCUAGAUCUCUUUCUUUGACAUCCCACCUGCAGUACCCAUCUGCCCACCAGGAGGCGGUCUUCUACACUUUACUAUUCAUAACAUGGCCUAGGAGGUUUGAUUACACAAAGCUGAGCAGUCCACAUAACUCUGAUAUUACAUGAUGUCCUCAUGGUGUGAUCCAGAUCAAUGACUCUACCGAUUAAUCACGUGCUAAACUGGAAACCUACUUUCUAUAAUCUACCUAUAUGAUUACCUACUAAUAAGAAAGUAUAGCGGGAUGUCAGAAUUACAACUGGACUGUAGUAAAAUCGUUUCCUCGUUUCCCCGCUCGACUGUAAAUUAUUUAGUAAUUUCUGCGAUGAUUGGGUGAUCUAUAUUUAAAAAGAAAAAAUAGUUUCUAGGUUUUGGCAUAUGUUUAUGUUUAGAGGUUAAAGCAUUAUCACGGAGCAACAGGCGGGCGCUGAGGCAUGCAGGGCGGGCCCGGUGACGUUUCCAAACGCUGGCAUUUUCUAGGCGCUCGCGGUGACGUAGCGCGUGGGGCAGAGGAGCACUAGGGACAAACACAGCUGACUGCGCGCAUGCUAUCUCGGUGGGGACUUCAGCGCAGACCCUAACGCUAGGUUACAGUCAUAUUGGCUUGGUGGAAAAUAUUUGCGGUGAAGAAACAGGCCGAAAACAGGGGAGGUGCCUGUACGGCUGUCAACAAAGGAGAAGAAAAAGAGGGGGAGUGUAGUCCAGAAGGACCGCUAUAACAACUAAUUCAUUGUCGCUCCAAACUGGUGGACAGACGGCUAAACUGCUCACUCAUUAGGCCAAAACACUCCUAAGCGUGGUGUUUUGAGGAGUUACAGGAGGUGACAUGGUGGACUACUAUAGCAUCUUGGGAGUGUCCAAAACAGCCACUCAGGAUGACAUCAAGAAAGCGUACCGGAAAUUGGCCUUGAAAUGGCAUCCUGACAAAAAUCCAGACAACAAGGAGGAAGCAGAGAAAAAGUUCAAAGAAGUUGCUGAGGCCUAUGAAGUCCUGUCUGACAAGAGCAAACGUGAUGCAUACGACAGAUAUGGAAAUGACAGAAUGCGACACACAGGUUCCUCCAGCUCAGACUUUACAGAAAUGCCCGGCUUCACCUUCACAUUCCGCAGCCCAGAUGAGGUGUUCAGAGAAUUCUUUGGUGGACAGGAUCCCUUUGCCAGCUUCUUCGAUGACUUCUCCUCAUUUGGAAGCUCAUCGUCUCGUCUCAGCCCGGGGCGAUUCUUCUCUUUUCCAUCAGGAGGAGUUGAAUUCUCCUCUUUCUCCACUACCUUGGGUGGUCUGGAUGGGAUGGAGAGCAUGGGUGGAGGGAUGGGCAACUUUAGAUCAGUUUCUACUUCCACUCGCAUCAUAAAUGGAAAACGCACCACCACCAAGAAGAUAAAGGAGAAUGGGCAGGAAAGAAUAGAGAUUGAGGAGGAUGGUGUGUUGAAAAGUGUUCUAAUUAAUGGUGUGGAAGAUGAAAUGGCCCUUGCUCUGGAGCUGAGCCGACGAGAGGAGCAGGCCACUCCAAAGCCACGACUCCAGAACAAAACCGCUGAGUCAGACAGAUCCCACCUGAGCCCUUACACUUCACCCACGCAUCGUUCAUUUAGCUCAGCCCCAUUCUACCACUACGGGGUUGCGGGAGGCAGUGAGGAUGAUGAGGAAGAUGAAGACCUACAGAUGGCUUUGGCAUGCAGCCUGUCAGAAAUGGAAGCCCAGCAGAGAGCUGCUGCUAACGACUACAUAUCAGGUGCUCGGGGUGGGGGCAGAGCUGUCAGUGACAAAACUGGGGGCCGUUUAGAUGGCGGGAUUGCUAAGGCAAAGCAUUUGAAUGUACAGAGCAGGGAAGAGGUUGUUGCAGGGCAGAAAUGUAAAGAGAUAAAAUUGGGUUCAGUAGCUGGAGAUGGAUGCAAAAGUGUGGCAAAGGGUACAGUGGAGCUAGGCUCCUCCCCUGAGUCAUCCACAACUGCCAGCACUACACCCCUAAGCCAGUGCAGUGAGGAUAAGUUUAAACCUGUGAUAAAAAGUGAUUGCAGCGUGAAAAAGAAAAAGAAGUGUGGGUGUGUUGUCUCCUAAUGAUGUGUUUUUGUAGGUUUACUUUCUUUGGGUUGCCUUAUUAUACUGACCUCAGUGUUUUGCCUUCAGCCAGCUCUAAUGUAAUGUGAAUUAAGCAGAUCUUUAUUUGAGACAGUGCCUAUACUGAUGACAAGGCUUCACAUUCCUCCAAAGGAACACACUAAAGAUACGAUUUGUGGUUACGUUUCUACAUUAUCACAGGCAUUUAAAUUGUUUUUGCAUUUGGGUGCAAGCUGGUGUGGAGGAUUGCUCGUGAACGCGAAUUUGCCAGAUAUUUGCAUAGACUGAUGAAUUGGAAUUAAGUGAUGAUUUAGAUCUGUUGUGUAUAUAUAAGAUAAGAUAAGAUAAGAUAAGAUAAGAUAAGAUAAGAUAAGAUAACCUUUAUUAGUCCCACACGUGGGAAAUUUGUUUUGUCACAGCAGGAGUGAGGACCAGUUUAAGUAACUCUAAAACAAAGCUUGAAAGGCCUUUUAGAAUUUAAGGUUUGAGUUUAGGUUUAAAGCCAAACCUGGAGUUAGGAAUAUAUUUGGGAAUUUUGAGGUUUGUGUAAGUUUUUUCAGAAUACAUUAUGUCAGUGAAGGUCUAAAAUUGAGUGUGUGUGGUGGUGUUUGUGUGUGCAUGUCGUUCUGUGUAGCUCUUUCUGUGUUUGAGUCAGCUGAGACCUUGCCAUAGAAUUUUCUCAUUCAGACUCUCUGGCAGUGGGAAUGUUGCACAACUGUGCCACACGAAAAUCAAAGGUAGCCCACAGAACUUUUUGUGGUUUAUUUCCAGGUUGCCACAUAAACAACUUUUAACUGAAGACCAGUGUUUCUCAGUCAGCUUGUUAUGAUGUCCAGAAUAAGUAUGAAGCAAUAAGUAGUUAGGUGAAGCACAUGCUCACACACUUUGACUAUCUUGUUGUUGGAAAGUUGAAGUAGGGAGGUGCUCGUGUAUCAUUAAAUCCAAGUUUAUCAUAUGUUGGUCCUGCACUUUUACCCAAAUAGCAUUAAAAUUGUAAUCAGAUUUUAGAUUAUAGUUUGGGGAAAGCACUUUAUUAAGUUAAAGGACAAAUCGCAGUAUUGUGACUGAAACAGCUACAAAUAAUGAUUGUUAAGUCUUUGUACAUGUUAACUACUUAUGUGUUUGCUAUUCUUACAUUAUCGAUGCAAACGUGCCAAGCUUUAUCAACAAAUUAUAAAGAUAAAUCAGUUUUUGGAUUCUCCUUGGUCCUCCUGCAGUAGAUGUGACUGAGAGUGUUGUCAAGUGAUUGGAGGAAGAAGAAAGUGACAAUGAUUGUGACGGCAGUGUGUUACCUGUCCUGGAUUUUUAAAAAUGUUGUAUUAUUGCAUCCGGUUACAGGAUGUAUAAUAGCUAAAUGAUCAAAGAACAUUUGUUUACAUGCUCCCUGAGCGAAAUAUUAAACCUCAGCCAACUCCAGAUGAGCUCCCUUGUGUGCAAAAUUACAAACACUGUACUUUAGGGGUGACUUGAUGACUUUCCCUCCUGCACUGCUUCCCAGCUUUCAGGCUUAAAUACUUUUUUU